Molecule: messenger RNA, 128 nt
Organism: Racocetra persica
Lineage: Eukaryota; Fungi; Glomeromycota; Glomeromycetes; Diversisporales; Gigasporaceae
Source: the annotation of a GenBank genome assembly
AAUGAAGAGAGAUUAGAAUCUAAUAAUAAAGAUCAAGACAAUAGACUAAAUAAAUAUAUCAUGCUAAUAAAUUAUCUUGUCUAUAGACUUCAAGUUGGUUGUUCUGGAGAAGCAUUAACUUUGCAUUG